This is a messenger RNA of Lachancea thermotolerans CBS 6340, 1872 nucleotides long. Its product is annotated as alpha-mannosyltransferase. Gene Ontology annotation, biological process: protein O-linked glycosylation. Gene Ontology annotation, cellular component: Golgi apparatus. The coding region runs from base 1 to 1872 and encodes 623 amino acids. The record is from RefSeq and is a predicted model, not a curated record. NCBI's taxonomy places the organism in Eukaryota, Fungi, Ascomycota, Saccharomycetes, Saccharomycetales, Saccharomycetaceae. Gene Ontology annotation, molecular function: alpha-1,3-mannosyltransferase activity. The transcript has a single exon.
AUGAUGUUACGGGUUCGAAAAACGGGCUUCCGACGCGCGGUAGUAUUUUUCGGUUUUUUUCUAGUUUGCCUUCUGAUUGCACGCACCUCGCGCAAACAGAGAGGCUUUUCCAGAGCAUCUCUCGAACAAUUCGCUAAACUUUGCAGAGAAAGCUCUCAAAGAGUGGCACUAAACGAUUCGCCUUUUUCAGACUUUUUGAAGCCAUGGUGGAGAGUCUCGAUGGCACGCCAGGAUUGGCGUGAGUUCAAGUCCCAAAACCUUCAACAAAAGUGUCGAUACUACUUCGAUUCUGUGCACUUGAAAGACCCGCAGUGGACUAACAAUGCCGUGAGGAUCCUCUUCAAUUCUGACAAUGCCAAUAAUGCUAAAAUCUCUAACGUAAUUGAACGCGUGCGUGUGUUCGAUGAUUGCUUCAUUAGUGGAGAUCUUUCGUUGAAUCAAGUGAUCCCCCAGAAGCGCGAUGUCAUGGGCUUCCACCACCGUGUGUUUCCAUUUUUAAGGGAUUUCCGUAAGCCUGAAGAGCUGUGGCCCACUAUUGUUGACCUCAAAACAAGACGCGAGCUGCGAAAGGGCGUAGUACCACACUACUCGGCACCUGAAGACGGCGCGUUUAGGAUGGACAACUCGAAAUCCUUUUGGCGAAACUGGAAUGCCUUUUCUACCGGUCGAGGCUUAGUGUUCUCCCUCGGCGAAAGACACUUGGACCCCUUCAUAAGACAUCUCAAAAUACUUGAUCACUUAGGGAACAAGCUUCCCAUCCAAAUUGUUCAGAGAGAAAAUGAGCUAUCUGAACAAUUUCUAAAUGCCCUGUCGUCUUUCCUGCAGAGAAGCCAUCAACGGGUGUACUACAUAAAUUGUGGGGCUAUUUUGGAACCGCUCUAUGGUUUGGAAAUGACGUAUUUUGUGAAUAAAUGGAUUGCCUCAAUCUUUAACACAUUCUCUGAGGUUAUUUUGAUGGACGCUGAUGUUAUACCCUUCAUUCCCCUUGAGGAGUUCUUUGAUGACGAUCAAUACAACCGAAGCGGUGUUUUGUUAUACAAAGAUAGAGACAUGCCCGGAGAAACAACAUUUGACUAUUGCAUUGAGUCGUUCAAUUAUUUAAUGCCUUCUGCGGAAGCAACAAUACUAAUGAACCAUACUAUGAAGGUCAACGGCUCUGCGGUUCGGCCAGACAGCACAAUCUUCUCGAAUGAAGAGGAGCACAUAUAUUAUCGCUUCUUCUACAAUAAGACACUGCACAAUGUUGAUAGUGGCCUGGUUGUGUUCCGCAAGCCUGAAAAGCUCAUUGGUCUUCUAAUAUCUCUAUUCAUGAACUUAGACCCAAGGUUGAGUCGUUGUGUAUAUGGAGACAAGGAACUGUUUUGGCUAGGUCAGCUUUUUGGUGGUCAGGACUAUACAAUCGAUCCCAUUGAUGGCUCUGUAGUCGGACCUUUGGUCACAAAGCUAUCGGAAGAAACUGGAGAGAAGGAGUAUGAAAUUUGCGCAACACAGAUGAGCCAUAGUAGCCGUGACAAACGCCUGCUUUGGACCAAUGGUGGCCUAAAGAAGUGCAAAACACCAGGGGCUGCACACAUGGACUUCGACCGAUCACCAGAUUAUUUCAAGUCUCAGUACAGUAGUGAGGAAGAUCUACAAAACGUUUACGAUCAGGCAUUACAGCUUGAAGCUCUUAUUAUCCCCGAUAUCAAGAGCCAUCCUUGGGUGAAAGCGCAGGAGUGUCUGGAAUACACCUAUUGUGCUUCACUUUCCAUUGGGGAUAUGCAAUCCGCUUUGUCUAAUGGCGCACUUCUGGUUUUCGAUGGUGAUGACUCAAAAGAUUUUAAUGAAAUUUCGAACAUAUGGAAUAUAGAUCUCAUACCACAAGGGUCUUGA